AGGUUUCUGAGAGGAGGAGUUUCAGGUACUACACCUGGCAACCCGAGAUCUCGCGCUUUCGUCAAAACCACAGCAGCGAUCGAUAAACAUGAUCCGACACCGAGACAACUGAACCAACAGAACAGUGACAUGAGAACAUUCUGGAUAACGACAUAUUAACCCAGAAGUUUUGGGAUAUUUUUGUAUUAUUAUUAUUAUCAUCAUUUCUAACUGUCUCAUUUGAGAGUUUGUGGAUCUGACGGACUUUGACAAGACAGUCUCGUUUGAAACUAUUCACAGCUUCAGAAAAGUUUUAUGGAGGGAUUUGAUUGACAUAUACACAACAGGAACCUCUUAGCUGCUGUUGUCUUCUGGACACGGGAAUGGAAAACAGAGAUGAUGAAGUCGAUCAUAGUGUGCCAGAUGGUGAUGGGGCAAAUUCAGCUGGAGGAAACCCUGCAGGAAAGGGAAAGAGCAAGUUCCCCAACCUGGGCAAGAUCUUCAAACCCUGGAAGUGGAGGAAGAAGAAAAGCAGUGAUAAGUUCAAAGAAACAUCAGAAGUGCUGGAGAGGAAGAUAUCAAUGAGGAAGCCCAGAGAGGAGCUGAUAGAGCGAGGUUUACUAAAGGACGUCACAGAGAAUGAGAGCAAUGUCGUGAAUCACUCCAAAGGUCUUCCAGUUAAAAAUGGCCACACUGCACCACUUCCUGGAGACCGCAGGUCAGAUACAGCAUCUGAAAUCAAGGGACCAUCAUCACGACCACAGGGAGACGAACAAAGGAAUAGCCUCGCACCAGAACCGGAGCGCCGCAACAGAGCUCCCUCCGACGUUAGCCGGAACCGCCAGCCUCUAGACGUGGAUGCUCGAACUCGGUUACCAACCGAAGCGGACCGCCGCAGUCGACUGGAAUCAGACUCUGACAGACGUGUGGGAACGUUACCAAGAGAGAGACAAGGACAGGAUGAGGCAAGAUAUCGGAGGGGCGAGAGGGAAGAGAAAGGGAAUAGAGACAAAGACAGAGAUAGAUGGGACAGAAAAGAUGACAGAGACCGAGACAGAAGAGACAAAGAUAGGAGGGAUACCAGACCAGAUAAAGACGAGUGGCAUGCAAAAGACGGAAGAUUGGAGCAAAACGAACGGGAGAGAGAUAAGCGGAAUGACAGGGAGAAGCGGGAAGACAAAGACUGGAGAGACAAGAAACCGCCAAGAGACAGGAAAGAAGAUCAUGAAAGGAGGGAUGAGCCGGAAAGGGGAGAUGAUCGUGAACGAAAGGAAUUGAAUGAAAGGAGGGAAGACCGAGAAAGAAGAGAAGAGCGAGAGCGACGCGAGGAACGCGAAAGAAAAAAUGACAGAGACAGGAGGCCGGAGCCUGUGAAAAAGGUGUCUGAUGGGAAAUUAGUGCGGCCUCAGUCAGAGAUGGACAUGCGGCCCAGUAUUCAGAAAAGCUCAUCUGAAAUCGGCCUUCAGGUCCGGCCAGUUUCUGAGGCCAUUCAGAGCAGUACUUUGCCACGAUACACUCCUGCAGAGGACGAAUUAAGAUCACGAACAGGAUCAGUGGGUGUGCGGUUCAUUCCUGAGCCCAAACCUGGAAUUACCUCCACUAAAGAGUCACAGCUGCCUACUAAAAAUGCCAUCCUCCCUCCCAAAUGGCUGAUGGCCGCUUCCUCCUCCACUGAGCCUGCUCAAGCCCCAUCCUCAUCCUCAUCCUCUUCAUCGUCAUCUUCAUCCUCCUCCUCAUCCUCUGCUCCUCCUAUUGCAAAGCCUCCUCCCCGGACUGUGUCUUUAAAUGUAGACGAGUCCUUUCGUAGUAAUCCUGUUCCCCCCGUAACAACAGGAGACCAGGAGACCCUGCCCACAGUCCCCACCCAUUCGGCCCCUACAGCUUCUGUUACCCUUAAACAGCCUCCUGUGCCCCCUCCUAAACCUGCCCAUCACAACAGCAACACUGCAGUGCAAGCUUCAACAUUACAGAGGUGUAGUAAAGCUCCGCCUCCUCAGUACUGGAUGAGCUGGAGACAGCAGGCAGAUUCUGGAGUCUAUCUGUCGCUGCCUGCCUACCUCUGCCACAGGGGUGCUCAACUCUGCCCAGUGGAUCCCUCUCAAACUGCAGUCCCAGUCAAGCCAUCUCCUCCUAUUCCCCCAAAGAGGAUGACACCUGUGACCAAACGCCACUCAGAUGACUCCUCAUCCAAUCAGCCCGAGCCUCCAUCCACAGGCCCUGCCCCCGUCCCUGUGCCAGCUCCAGCCCCUGCCCUGCCCACUGUCCAAUCAAAUGAUGGCAGAAAUAGAAGCUCUGAAGACGUCUCUCCUCCACCAACCCACAUCCCCCCAUCCCCUCUUCGGGCCCAUCCGGCCCCUGACACCCCUCAUGUGGACCCUCCCAGCCCCACCACAGACCCACCCACUGAGCUGCCCCUACCUCUGCACAUACGCAUCCAGAGAGCCUUGAACAAUCCCAGCCCAACCCAUCCCAACCUGGAAGGAUCCCAGCGUGCUUACUCGCUUCUGUUUGAGUCACCGCCGGACAUCCUCGCUGAGGCCCCAGGAGGAGGGCGAUACUCGCUCCCAGUCACUAUCGAACCUCUCCGACUGCCUGAGGAUGAUGAUUUUGACAUGGAAGAAGAGCUGCAGAAGCUACGUCCAGACCCUCGGCCUGCACGACAGCUGGAAAUGGAGCCACGGAGCCGCCGAGGUCUGGUGGGAGACCCUCGAGUAACUGUCAUACCGGAGCACAGGGGACCUGAAGACAGCGAGGACGAGGAUGAGAGCGACUCUGACGGACCCAUCCAUUACAGAGAUGAAGAUGAGGAAGAUGAUGAUGAGGAGGAUGUUCCAACAAGUGGUCUUGCGAGUCGUGUGAAGCGUAAGGAUACUCUGGCACUGAAGUUGGAGCGUCAGCAGGAGAAGGAACAGUCUGAAGAGGAUGACAGCGGCACCUGGAAGAACAAAGAGCAGUGGGAGGCGCUCCGCAACAAGAUUGGCAGCACACUCACAAGGAGGUUGAGUCAGAGACCCACAGCACAAGAACUCGAGCAGAGAAACAUCCUGCUAGCCAAGAAUGAAUCUGACCGACGAGCAGAAAGAAGUGAGAUCAAACGCAGGCUGACCAGAAAGUUAUCACAGAGGCCCACAGUAGCUGAGCUUCAGGCCAGAAAAAUCCUGCGUUUUCAUGAGUAUGUGGAGUGCACUUCAGCUCAAGACUAUGACCGCCGUGCUGACAAGCCCUGGACCAAACUCACACCUGCCGACAAGGCGGCCAUAAGAAAAGAACUGAAUGAGUUUAAGAGCUCAGAAAUGGAGGUACAUGAGGAGAGCAGGAUAUACACCAGGUUUCACCGGCCAUAAUCAGGAUCUUUGCAGAGGAAGCCCUAGACAGAUAAAAGCUGCCUCUAGAACUGCAGCUAAAAUCUCUCUAUCUCACUCUAGCAUACUUUUACCCAUGAGCCUCCAGUGUGUACUGACGAGAGCCCAGGCCAGUCACUUAGAGCUAUAGAGUGAGGAAGAGGAAGUGAUGCGGGUGUGUGCGGAAUGCAGGUAAUUAAUUUCACACACUGUUGAGGAGCGAGUUUGGAGUGCCAAUCCUCUGAAGAUUUCCCAUUAUUCCUCACGACCAGAUCACUUUGUGUUGUGGAGAGACCUAUACUGGGAACUUCAUGGAAAAGAUAACAUGGAACUGUGUGGGUUGGGCUGUUUUAAUUGUCUUUGUUGUGCACAGGAAUAGACUUGUACGUGUGCAUAACAGUAAUUAUUUUAUGGAAAUUACAACACUGAUGAUAAACUGUUUUAGUGGUGAGUGACUGGGAUUGUUUGUGUGAGUGUGUUCAAUGAAAUAUGCUGUCCACUUUUGCCUUAACACUGGUACUACGUGACUUUUGUACACUGACCCUAGAAUAAUAAAGUCUGUUUAUACAUAUAACACUGAAAGCUAAUAUUUCUCUGUUUCUCACGCUAAACAAACACUGAUGUGUGUAUCUGAAAGCACAUAUUUGACAUUCUCAGGACAGCAAUACACAGUACCAUUUUACGUGCAUUUUACUGUAAAUUACAAUGCUUUUACUCUUUCACAUAGAUAAGCCUCUGUCUUUAAUAUCUUUCAUUCUUUUUAGCAACACAGCACUUCACUUUAGAUGUUUGGGGGUGAAUCUCACAAAAAACAUGUCCAUUUUGUUUCUUGUUUUUCACAAGGAAAAGAAUCCUAUUUAUAACCAAUAAGAUUUUUUGUAUUGUGACAUUAUUUUUAAGACAUAAAAGCUCAUUUAUCCUCCUAAUGUUUUAUUAGCAUAAUGUGUCUGGGCAUUUUAUUUUUCAGUUUGUUAACACUGUAAUAAAUAACCUUUUUAUUGAAAUCAGGCUUAAAUUGAAUGCAGUAAACCAAAUAAUGUGUAAAUAUUUUUUCGCAUUAUGGUAAUGACAGUUUGCGGUGUAAAUGUGCUCAAUUGUCUUAAAAAUGUCAUAUUACAGGCAGCACGUCUUAAUAGUCCUAAAAACAAAAUAGCCUGCAUUUUCUAUGUGCAAAAUAUAAUGUAUUAUUUUUUCUUUUGAUUUUGGGGUUAAAUAUGAACUGGAGAUGUUUGUUUUGUCAGAUUUAGAGCCUUCAGCUCUUAAAUGAAAUUUUACACUGUACUUUGAGCAAUUUUAAACAAAAUGGUUGAUGUUACAUCAUGGAGUCACUGAAAAUGUAAAACUGCUGGUGCAUUUUUAAGUGGUACAUUAAAAUGAGCUCAUUUUCACUGCUGGUUUUAUUGUACACUUUGUUUUUAUAGGCCCAUAGACGACCUGUGCACUGUAUAGAUAUAUGCUGUAGAUUGAUUGUAUAUCUUGUAUCCCUGAUGUCAGAAAUAUGUUUUAAUUGUAAGUGUAGUACUACACUAUCCUGUUUUUAUAAAGCACAAACAAAAAUGCAACAGAGAUACAAUGAUCCGGUACAGACAAGAAGAUCUGUUUUAUUCCACUGUAUAGUUCUUUUUUAUGUAAAGAUGUAUACAUAAAGGUCUUUCAAGAAUCAAAUGUACAUUCACUUCCCUAUUAAUUAAAAAUCUAAA
This is a messenger RNA of Xyrauchen texanus (razorback sucker), 5020 nucleotides long. Its product is annotated as phosphatase and actin regulator 4A-like. The coding region runs from base 363 to 3323 and encodes 986 amino acids. Gene Ontology annotation, molecular function: actin binding. Lineage: Eukaryota; Metazoa; Chordata; Actinopteri; Cypriniformes; Catostomidae. Gene Ontology annotation, biological process: actin cytoskeleton organization; neural crest cell migration. The transcript has 15 exons. The record is from RefSeq and is a predicted model, not a curated record.